AUGGCGUCGAAGUGGACAGGCAUUACGACCUUCCUCGCGGCGUCAAACUUUGCCUCGGCUGUUGCGAAGCCUAUUGCUCCUCGUGAUGGGUUGAGCCCGAAGGUAGAGAUCGACUAUGCCAACAUCACUGGACGGAUUAAUGGGAACAUUAAGGAGUUUCUAGGCAUCCCCUUCGCCUCGGCCGGCCGCUUUGAACACUCGCAGCUCUACACUGAGCAGCUGGGCGAGUUCGAUGGUAGUAGCUACGGCCCAAUCUGCCCGCAAAAGACGGCGGGGUCAAUUUUGUCCAUGAACUCGUCUAGCAGCCUGAUUUUGGGCGAGAUGGGCACGGCAAUUGGCCCCGUCGUCGGCUCUCUGGCCGACACGGUCUUCAACACUAUCGGACAGACCCGAAGUGAGGAUUGUCUCCUCAUUAAUGUGCAAGCGCCCGUCAACAGUACCAAGGGAGACAAACUGCCCGUGGUUAUCUGGAUUCACGGUGGUGGAUACGAGGUUGGAAGUCCCUUUACAGCCACCAGCGAGACAGACGCAACCCGCGGCACCGUGCCAAACUACAACGUCGGCGGUCUGGUGCGGACCUCGGUCGACCUUGGGCAACCGAUCAUCGGUGUGUCGGCCAACUACCGCCUCAAUGCAUUCGGCUUCUCUGCGUCGAAGGAGAUGGAGGAGGCCGGACUUCUGAACCUUGGCCUUGAGGAUCAGAGAGUUGCCAUGCAGUGGGUCCAGAAGCAUAUUGCUGAUUUCGGUGGGGACCCGGACCAUGUCAUUAUCAUGGGCGAGUCGGCUGGGAGCUGGUCUGUUGUGGCGCAUUUGCUGUGGGAUGAGGGAGAGGGCGCGUCUGAUCUGUUCCGCGGUGCGAUGGCUCUAUCUGGCGGACCCGUCAUGGUUGAAACUGCCGAGCGCGCUCAGCCUUUCUUUGACCACAUGGUUGAGAGGACAGGGUGCACCAAUGUCACGGACAAGAUCGCUUGCUUGAAGGAUGCCGAUUUCGACGACAUCAUUGCGUCGGUCAACGACGAGGGAAUGCUUCUUGGACCUCGCUCCCUAGCCUCGACAUGGACUAUCCGCCCCGAUGGCAAGCACUUCAAGGAUUCUCCUCACCGUCUGGCUGCAGCCGGUAAGAUGGCCUCGGUGCCUCUGGUCACUGGCGACAUGCGCGAUGAGGGUACCUUAUUCUCCCUGCUCGCUCAACUCGAGACCCUCACAGAUGAGGACUUCGCUAAAUACUUCAAGGACAUCUGGUGGCCCAAGGCUACUGAUGCUGAGAUGGCUAGACUUUUGGAACUCUACCCGUCGGAUGCCAGUCAGGGAUCCCCUUUCGACACCGGCGCCCUCAAUGCCGUCACCCCCAACUUCAAGCGUCUGGCCGCAGUGGUCGGCGACUUCAGCUUCCAGGCGCAGCGCCGCAGUCUUCUGGCGCAUUACGACACCUCAGAGCAGGCUGUCUGGAACUAUGUUACCGAUGUCAGCAUUCCAUCGGCCGGUCUGCUGCCUGACUUGGGCGUCUUGACGCACCUGCCCGUGCUCGGCUCGUUCCAUGCCUUUGAUGUCUGGUUCUACAUGUUCGCGGGCUUGCCAUACGCCCUGAGCAAGAACACCCAGGCCUAUCAAGCGACCGCUAUUUCAUUUAUUCGCACUCUCGACCCUAACAACCAUGGUCUGGACCUUGUCAACUGGCCGAGGUAUUCCGAGGGUGGUCUGGAGACGUUCAACUUUAAGGAGAGCGGACCGGAGGUAGUUAAGGAUGACUGGCGUCUCGAGGCCAUGCAGUUCUUCAAUGAUCACCCUGAUUCCUUCUUGAUUUGA
Messenger RNA from Diaporthe amygdali, 1806 nucleotides. Its product is annotated as carotenoid ester lipase. The transcript is spliced from 3 exons. Gene Ontology annotation, molecular function: hydrolase activity. Bases 1 to 1806 code for a protein of 601 amino acids. Lineage: Eukaryota; Fungi; Ascomycota; Sordariomycetes; Diaporthales; Diaporthaceae. The record is from RefSeq and is a predicted model, not a curated record.